Drosophila pseudoobscura is the source of this 6045-nucleotide messenger RNA. RefSeq names its product Leucine-rich repeat (gene LRR). Gene Ontology annotation, cellular component: plasma membrane; lamellipodium. Lineage: Eukaryota; Metazoa; Arthropoda; Insecta; Diptera; Drosophilidae. The coding region runs from base 905 to 5383 and encodes 1492 amino acids. The record is from RefSeq and is a predicted model, not a curated record. Gene Ontology annotation, biological process: cell migration; regulation of Arp2/3 complex-mediated actin nucleation. The transcript has 22 exons. Gene Ontology annotation, molecular function: protein binding.
AGGGUCCGACGAUAAAUCUUAGCGAUAAAUAAAACGUGUAAAAUUAAUAAUAUUUUCAUUGUGUGAUGGCCCGGGCGUAGUUUUUGUUAAAGUGCGUUUUUUGCGAACUUCGGGGAAAUUGUUUAAUCAUAAAUUAAGUGAACUGCGUUAAGCGGAGCUGUAAGAAGCGCGCGUGCCGGUUGUACCCAAAAGUGUUCAGUGGCCAGCUCCUGGUGGCUUGGAAAAAUCCGCGAAUGCGGCAAACGAAAAGUGCAGAGUAAAUAGAAAUUCGAAAAUUUGAAAAUUGUUGAAAUAAAUAUCAAACAGAACGGUUAACGUUGGCAGAAAAAGAGUUAAGCGAAACCUGGUUCUGGUUCUGGUUUGGUCUCGGUAUCGUGUUCGGGAGUGCCGAGUUUUCCGACCCCGCGAGACGAGGGUGGAAAACGCGUGAAAAGCGUGAAAAGAAAGGAAAACGGCAGGCAAGGCGUUGUGCGUGUGUGAGCCUGCGAAUAAUGUGAAUAAAUAAAAGACGUUGCCAGAAGGAAAAGACGCAGUGAAAACCCCUCGGAAGCACGGAAUGUCCGAUCUACCAUGGUCUUUCGGGGAUCGGGAUGAGGAGUAGCUACUGCAGAAUCCAGUUUCUGGCUGCUGUGAGGCAAGGCGUCUCGUCAGGAUUGAAGUCGAAUCGAACCGAAAACCACCGCCGCCACCACCACCAUUAAAAACAACAACAUCAACCAUAAAAACAACAACAGAAAAGCGGAGCCAAAAAUCUUGGCCCUUUCCUGGCAUCGCUGCACCCGCCGCCGACACCGACACCGACACCGCCUGGUUAUUCCUGUUUGACUUCAUUUUCACUCGUCUCGCUGCCAAAUCGGCGCUACUUUCGCCACAAAAGAUUUAAACACAAUUUUCGGAAGGCAAGAUGUCGACGCGCUCGCAAUUAACCAAGGACUUGAACGAAAGUGUCAAAUCGAUUCUGGGACGCCACACAAAGAUACUCGUCAAGUAUAUGGUCAAAUUGGAAACGAAAGGCGAUAAGACGGAGAAUCGUGUUUUGGUCUUUACUCCCGUGCGGGUUUACUUGCUGAAUGCCAAAGUGCCAACGAAGAUCGAAUGCCAUUUCCACUAUCUGGACAUUGUGGGGGUCGAGAGCAAGAAGUCCACCCACUUUUCCAUUGUGACCAACGAUCGGCCAUACUCGUUUGCCACCACCGGCGAUGCGGGCAAUUUCAGCUCGAACGCUGAUGUCAUUCUAACCGAUUUGGCCUCAGCCAUCAAGCAGAUAUUUCCAACAGUUCCUCUAAAAUACAUCAUCCGCAAGAUCGAUAUACAGCCCCCGGAACGGGAGACAAUUUUCUCCGAGGAAUUCCGACCCUCCGAUCCGCGGAAUGUGGGACCCUGCGGUGGCUUCAGCGCCCAGUACGCCUGCAUGUGCGACUUCCAUGGGGUGCCGUACCGCGAGGAGGUGGCCUGGGAUGUGGACACCAUCUAUCUGUCCCACGACACGCGAGUCCUCAACCUGCGCGACUUUGACCACUUGGAACCGAAAGACUUGAUGGCCAUCGUUUCGGCGCUGGAGUACAAUACGUUUUUUCGUGGCCUAAAGGCCGCCCACAUGCGUCUCUCCCACGAAACCCUGGAACGCAUCCUGCACGUGCUCAAGCGCUCGAUGUGGCUGGAGGAGCUGCAUCUGGAGGCGUUAGGCUUAAGAUGGGAUUUCCUGAACAAGUUAUCUAUAUCUGUGAUAACGAAUAGCAAUCCCGCCAUUCGCACCAUCGAUCUGAGCCACAAUAUAAUUGAGGACAAAGGUGCAAGCUCGUUGUGCGCCCUACUUGGAAAGAUUGUACAAGGUGCCAUACAUCUGGCCGGACCCAUAGCCAAGGUGUCGAAGGGUCUGUGCAAGCUGGCCCUGGCCCACUGCGGCCUCACCUCGAAGGGCGUCAACCAGAUGUCGCACUCACUGACGCUCAAUCAAAGUAUUUCGAACUCGCUCACGUAUCUAGACCUUAGUGGUAAUAGUCUCAAAGAUGAUUUAACCAAUCUGCACAAUUUCCUGGCUCAACCCAAUGUGCUGGAGCACCUGGACCUGGCCUCGACUGACAUCAUGCUGGAGAAUCUGUUUGGAGCUCUGUUGCGCGGCUGUGCCACGCAUCUGGCCCACCUGAAUGUCUCGCACAACUCGUUCAGCACGAAGAAGGGCAAGGAGAUACCGCCCUCGUUCAAGCAGUUCUUCACCAGCACAUUGAGCCUCAAGCAUCUGAACAUCGCCGGCUGCAAGCUGCCCAUGGAGGCGCUCAAGAACCUGCUGCUCGGCCUGGCCUGCAACGAGUCCACGGCGGGCCUCUACCUGGACCUCAGCAGCAAUACGCUGGGCACCCAAGGCGCCCACGUAAUCGAGUCCUGCAUACACGGCGUACGUGUGCUCCAGAGCCUGGACAUCAGCGACAACAAUCUAGAUGCAGAGCUCGCGCCCGUGCUGACGGCCAUCUCGAAGAACCCCUCGAUUCGAACGCUCCACCUGUGCCGCAGUCUGACGGGCAUGAAGCCGAAGCACAUACCCCCUGUGAUGGACGCCCUGGUGAACCUCAUCCAGAAGGACGAUUUCCCGCUGGCCGAGCUGGUGUUGUCGGAGAACAAACUCAAGCACGACCUGCACGACUUCAUCAACGCCCUCGGCAGCAACCAGAGUCUCCAGAAGCUGGACAUCAGCGGCAACUUCAUGGGCGACGUGGGCGCCCGGCUACUCGCCAAGGCGCUGCAGAUCAACAAUCGCCUGCGCACCAUCUACAUGGACAAGAACGGGGUCACGCUGCAGGGGUACGCGGACAUUGUGUACGCGUUGGAGCACAACCACAGCAUGCGCACCAUCCCCUUUCCGGUGUUCGAUAUUGCGCCGCACCUCAAGAACCAUCCGGACAAGACGGACGCCGUCAUGCGCAAGAUGCAGGAGCUGCUGCAGCGCAACUGCAAUGGUCUGCAGCGGACCAAUGGUCAGGGCUUUCGGCUGCAGCACGGCUUCAUGCUCUCCUCCACCCACCAGCUGGUGGACAAACUCGUGGCCGAGACGCAGGACACCAUCUCGAUAGCCAAGGGCGGGGGCGGAGACUCGGCUGCCUCUGCCGUCCAGCGGCUGAUCACCGACGCCGAGAACUGCAAGCAGCUGAUGCCCAAGCUCCAGGAGGCCGUGCGCAGCGAUGCCCAUCCCAUCGAGAUGAAGCUGACGCGAGUGGCCAGCGAGCUGGGCUACACGAUCAAGAGCUACCUCGAGGAGACCCUAGAGACCAUGAUACGCACCGGCAUCGAGCAGUGCCCCAAAACCCUGGGCAAUCAGAUUGUGAUCCAAGAUCUGCGCAAGGCGCUCGCCGAGCGACUGGUGGUCCCCGAAGACUUUCUACAACAAUGCCUCCUCAACAAUGCCGGCAGCGAGAUAAUGAACAAAGUUGGUGAGAUUGAGCAGACGCUGGCCGCCGCCAUCUCGGACCGGGCAACGGAUGAGGUGCUGGAGGCAUUGACCCGCUAUCGCCGGGGCAUGGGCAUCGCCGAGUCGCCGUCGGUGCUGCUGGAUGAGCCCCAGACGCCGGACAUUGUACGCAGUCGCUCCAGUCAUGAUGCGGACGGGCUGAUCAUACGCCCGGGCGGACGCGGCUCGAUACUGCCCAAGCUGGGCCUGGAAUCGCCCACUAAAUUGGAAUAUCUCAACCUUGCCACUCCCCAUCUGCCCACCAAGCGGCGCAGCGUUGCCCGAAAGGUUCGUCCCCAGUCGGUCGUGGAGAAUCUCAGUCUGAGCCACAUACCGGAUCUGCUGGAGUCCCCCUCCUCGCAUCGCUCCAACUCCCAGCUGUCGACCCGCGGUGCAGCUGCCGGUGCCGCCGCCUUGGCCGCUGCCAGCAACAUGACGGACAGCAUCGCGGCCAUGGACGAUGGCGGCGUCGACGAGUGCUGCGACUCCAUCACCGAGCUGCCCAGCGCCUCGUUCCAGCUGCAGCACCUGGUCAAGGGACGACCGAAGCGGGCCAAGACGCGGGCCCCGACCCGGCCGUUGGUCAGCGCGGAGUGUGCCGGUGGCGGCAGGGAGAUUGGCGAGGGACUGGAGCACUUCUUUCGUCCGGGAUCGGUGACACCCACCACACUGACGCCCCUCGUCUCGCCCACGUCGGAGGAGUGCAGCUCGCUGUCGUUUGUCGACAGCCCCACCAUGAGCCGCGAUGGCAACGGACACAUGACCUCCGAGGAGACCACGCCCAUCCUGGAGGAGCGCCGACCAAUCAAAUUAGAGCGCCAAUCGCCCCUCCUCAAGAGUGCCUCCUGGGCCACCCGGUCGCGCUCCACGGACAACCUCGAGAAGUAUUCGCCGCUGGUGGGACGCAAAUCGCCGCUGGUCAAGAUGCGCACCGAGGGUGGGCCGGGCUCGGGUGCUGCCAUGGAAGAGGGAGCCACAUCCGGAUUGCUCAAAGCGGGCAACCGCGAUGACAAGAUGCGCUCGCCGAGCAGCGAUUCGAUCAAGAGCCACGCCACCAGCGGCGAGGGAAGCGUGAUAGUGAAAACGGGCAACGGAAUCCUGCGCACGCCCAUUGUGCUGCAGAAGCCGCGUCCCUGGUCUGUGGUGGGCAGCGAGCCCAAGUCCAGCGAUCUGGUCACUGGAAACGGUACCGCCGAGUCCAACAAGACGACGCCGGACAAACUGCAGGAAGAUGUUGAGGUGCUGACCUUUGGCCAGAGCACCGGCGGCUCGAUAGUGGGUAUCACACCGGGCAUAGCCAUAGCAGGGGGCGGCAGUGGCGGGGGCAGCAUUGUGGGCAUUACACCAGGAGCUGCUCUUGAGAAGAAGUCUGUGCGCGAGCUGGCGGCAGGCCUUAGUCGAUUGGAACUCCCCAUGAAACCGCCCGUUAUGCCCAGAACCCUCCUGAACACAGCAGGUGGGCGCACGAGCAAUGCAUCUUCCACCUCCUCGAACUCAUCAUUGUCGUCCUCCACCAGUGGCGGUGGGACCACAACUACUACAACAACGACUACAGUAUUAAAUACCCAGAACCAGGCGCGCUCAAGGAUUGUGAGCACCACGAGCAGCAACAGCGAGAGCCAGGAGACGCUGAGCAAGAUCACCAUCACAGAGCACGGCGGCAGCAGUCAGUCCAUCAGCCACUCGAGCACCACCGAGAAGAAGCACGCCAUGGCCUGCGCCAGCCUCAUCAGCAAUGAGAUCCUGAGCAUGCGCAACGGUCAGCUGAGCGGCAAGUCGGGCAGCUGUGCGGAGAGCGGCGGCAUCAAGCGCAUCGCUGGCAAGGAGAUCUCAACGCUAUUCGAGGAGACAUUAGCUGAAGACCUGCAGCGCACCACCUCGACACGACGCAUGUUUAGAGAGACUACGCCCUACACAAAGGAGGAUGUCGUUGAUUUAUAAGUUUUCUAGUUAUAUGCUCAACAUUCCUUUAGAUCGUCCCUGGCCCACCCUAACUCCGACCCCGCCCCAUCCCAUCCGAGAGCCGGCCACAGUUUUGUGUGAUCGAUCGAUCCAAAGGGAUGAAUAGAUGAUGAUAUGAUGAUAUGUUUAAGACGAGAAGAUAUGUAGAGACGGUAACGGAAACGAGGUUGCAACUUAUUCGUACUGAACCAUUAAUUUAUGUGCAAUGGCGCGUGUGUAUUGUUUUCCUUUGGCAAUUUUGUGGAAUGAACGUGAUUUAUUUAUUGAUAUACAUACCUACUAUAUAACCUACAUUUUAUCCAAAUUAACCUUUGCAUAUUUAUAAAGAUGUUUUUGUGUACUAUAUUUUAUAUUUUAUGUAUUUUAAAUGAUUUAAGUGCCAAUUAUAUACAGAACUAAAAGAAAUCUAUUUUUAGCGCGUGCUAUUAAACAAUUUCAAUGAAACUAACGAAGGAGCGCAAUGAAUAUGAUAUGAUAUGUAUCUAUGAAUGAGAGAUAUGGAGAGAAUAGACGAUGUAUACACUUUAUGUAGAUCGAUUGCGUGCAUACGAACUAUUUUAAUGGCCUACACCUAAACAAAUCGAAAUGAAAUACAAUAUUUUUUAUAACUGCUUCCAAAUACACGUAUUUAUCGUUUAUUA